GUGACCGAUGGCCGGUCCUCUUUCUCCAACACCUAGCCUGAGACUUCACGGCGCGGCUGCAAUCCUGAACUAGCUUGGUAAGGGUUGUGCCCUGAACCAGCAUAGAGAGACCUCGGACCGGCCGCCUUGAUGACAGCAUCCGCGUCCUUUUCAUCAUCUCAGGGUCUCCAGCAGCCCUCCACCUACAGCUUCUCCCAAAUAACCAGCAGCUUGUUUCUCAGCAAUGGUGUGGCUGCCAACAACAAAAUCCUUCUGUCCAGCAAUCGCAUCACCGCCAUUGUCAAUGCCUCGGUGGAAGUGGUCAACGUGUUCUUUGAGGGCAUUCAGUACGUAAAGGUGCCUGUUACCGAUGCUCGUGACUCUCGUCUCUGCGACUUUUUUGACCCCAUUGCUGAUCUUAUCCACAGCGUGGAUAUGAGGCAGGGCCGCACGCUGCUGCACUGCGUGGCUGGAGUGAGCCGUUCCGCCUCACUGUGCCUUGCGUACCUCAUGAAAUACCACUCCAUGUCGCUGCUGGACGCCCAUACAUGGACCAAGUCGCGCCGCCCCAUCAUCCGGCCCAACACCGGCUUUUGGGAACAGCUCAUCAAUUACGAAUUCAAGCUGUUUAGUAACAACACCGUGCGCAUGAUCAACUCGCCGGUAGGUGACAUCCCUGACAUCUAUGAGAAGGACAUACUUGCAGUGAUAUCAAUGUAAGCCAUCCCGGCCAGCCCUUGACAUCUGCCAUCGAUCUGGCACCAAGACUGAACUUGAACACUGACAUUUUGUUAGUAAAGAAAACUGGUUGGUGCCUUGUUAAAGGGCAAGAAAAAAAGGGAGGGGGUUGGAGUUUUGAAUGUAGUAAGCCUUACCUUAAUAGAAUUAAAUUCACGAA
Mandrillus leucophaeus (drill) is the source of this 877-nucleotide messenger RNA. It is a transcript of the gene DUSP21, whose product is annotated as dual specificity phosphatase 21. Gene Ontology annotation, molecular function: MAP kinase tyrosine/serine/threonine phosphatase activity. Lineage: Eukaryota; Metazoa; Chordata; Mammalia; Primates; Cercopithecidae. Bases 130 to 699 code for a protein of 189 amino acids. Gene Ontology annotation, biological process: protein dephosphorylation. The record is from RefSeq and is a predicted model, not a curated record. The transcript has a single exon.